Molecule: messenger RNA, 2891 nt
Organism: Lethenteron reissneri (Far Eastern brook lamprey)
Lineage: Eukaryota; Metazoa; Chordata; Hyperoartia; Petromyzontiformes; Petromyzontidae
Gene: ACP5
Product: acid phosphatase 5, tartrate resistant
Biological process (GO): bone resorption
Molecular function (GO): acid phosphatase activity
Source: RefSeq, a predicted model, not a curated record
GGGAGGAGGCGACAUUGUGUGUGCGGGUUUUUGUUCUACUCCGGGCAGGCGGGCAGGGUUUGUGAUCGCCACGAGGGUUGGUGCCCUCUUGGGUUCGAGGAAUUGUCUGCGUCCUGAAGGACAACCUGUGGGCCAAGGCUUUCGUUGUUGUUGUUGGUGGUGGUGGUUGUUGAUGGUGGUGGUGGUUGCGUUGGGGCUAUUCUCGUCUACUUACCAGCGGAGCGAUCCCCACAGAGGAAGACCACGAAACUGAAGUUUGAAUUCUCCAAUUAAGUUCCGUGCAAAGCCCUUGCCAGAUUCCUGCAUAAUGGGUGGCCUACGCAUAGCAGACAUGUUCACCCUCGUGACUUUGCUGACGCUGGUGGCAUGUGGAGGCGUCUUCUCAUACCCAGGAGGCCUAAAGCCAGGAGAUCAGCUUAAGCCGGCACUGCGUUUCAUCGCCGUUGGGGAUUGGGGCGGCCUUCCGCUGCCGCCCUACGUCACGCCGCUGGAGGUGGCCACGGCAAAGGGGAUGACUCGCGUGGCCCAGACCAUGGGUGCCGACUUCGUGCUGGCGCUUGGAGACAACUUCUACUUCACAGGCGUCCGCAGCGUCGAUGAUCCCCGCUUCUCGGAAACCUUUGAGUCCGUGUACUCUGCGCCAGAGUUGCACAUUCCUUGGUACGUCAUCGCUGGCAACCACGACCACAAAGGCAACGUGUCGGCGCAGAUCGCCUACUCUCAUCGCUCCUCUCGCUGGCACUUCCCGGACUUCUACUACGACGUGGUGCUGCCCAUUCCAGGCUCCAAUGCGAGCCUCACCCUGCUCAUGAUCGACACGAUCACGAUGUGCGGGAACACCGAUGACUUUGGGCACGGGCAGCCUGAGGGUCCCGAAGACCUCGAGCUUUCCAACAGGCAGUUGCAGUGGCUCAAGGAGAAACUCAAGGCGGCCAAGUCGGAGUUUGUGGUGGUCGCAGGGCAUUUCCCCGUGUGGUCGGUGGCUGAACACGGCCCCACCCACUGUCUGGUCAAGCAUCUCCACCCGCUGCUGCAGAAGUACCAGGCUACCGCUUACUUCUGUGGGCACGACCACAACCUGCAGUACCUCCAGGAGACCGACUCGCCCAUCGGCUACGUCUUGAGCGGCGCCGGCAAUUUCAUCGACGAGUCGCUGAAGCACAUGGAUGCGGUGCCCGAGGACUCCCUGCGCUUCCACUUCUCCGACUUUGAGUCCCUUGGAGGCUUCGUCCAUGUGGAGGUGACGAAGGACAUCAUGACCCUGACGUACAUUGAGAGCCUGGGAAAGUCUCUGUACCGUACUACCCUGCCCAAGCGCAAACGAUUUUAAAUUAGGGGGGUGGGGGGCAUUUUCCACCAUGGCCCUCUCUCAGGAUUGGUGGGUUUCUACCAUUUGCCGUUUUUCUACCUCAGCUGGACGUGGCCGUCGACCCUGUUUUUAUAAAUACCUCGGUUCCACUACGACCAAGCCAUGGCAGGCCGUGCUGAAAUGGCUCGGCAUGGUUCAGGAUUCAAGUUUUUUUUCCACCGUUUAUACGAAGCCGUGGCGAACCUGAUUCAAAAUCUUAUGCAGACUUCACAAAAACGUCCGAAUCUGGCCUAAGGUUAUGUAGGGCCAGAGGCAGACAUAAUGACGCUUCCAUUGUUUGUGACAUCAAGCAGUACGGCUCUGGUUCUGUGGUGGAAAAACAACUUCAGAUGUCCUGAGCGGCUCUGGCUUUGCAUGGACUCGGUGUAGCUCUGAUGUACAGUGGAAAAGAGGUAUAAACAGAGGGUUGUUUCGGGCACGGCAAAGAUAGAAAUGCCCUUGUGAAGAAUUGCGGGGGGUUUUUUUGCAUGGAAUUUGGUAAAAAUUUGCAUGGCUUUUUAUGGCUUCUUGAGUUUAGUAGUUUUUUUAGGGGCGUUGAGGAUAUUGCAGAGGAUUAACGAGCGUAUCAUGCGACUGCCUAGUAACGUAUGAGGAUUGAUUGAUUUAUGUGUUGGCAGAAAGAGCUGUCAAAAGGUAAAGAUGUGGCCCUUCAACUUUUUAGUGCCACUGUGGGCGUCUUAACCUCCACUAGAGGGAGCUACCAGCAUAAAAAUAAGUUAACAUUGGACAAAUCGUUUAAAUUUUCAUACAGGAAGAAAAUAGUUGACUAUUUGGCAGGAAAUAAUGGUACGGAUUUCCAUUCUACUAACACAUGACUGGCUUGUUUUUAUGCAGUAAACUCUGUGCUGCUUAGCAAGAGUGGAUGAGGCCUUGUGGCAUUUUUCUUAUCAGGCUAAUUUUAACAUUGUGCCCGUCAAUGUAUGGACGUGUGGUGGUUUUUACGCCAAAGAUUUGAUUGUGUGGUUUUCAGAUUAGCCUUAAUUUUUUGACAAAUCUCUGUACGUGUGAUCCUAAAAACUUGAUUAUUUUUUAACUGACGAUUACUUUAUUUAGCCUGGUUUUGUUGAACACUUGCACAAACAGCAAUACAUUGUGAAUGUAAAACAACAUACCGUGUUUCUUUGAAGACCAUAUACACUUUUUAUGAUUGUAUUUGGUAGAUAGUCAUUUAUAAUUGCUGUACUCGCAUCUCAAUAAUUCCAGAUGCGAUACAAACAAAUGGAUGAUUACUUUAGGGGUUGUGUUUAUUCAUCAGUGCAAAGCAUGUUUUUUUCUCCAGAAUGUAUAGAAUGUGUAGUUAUGGAAAUGUUUUAAAAUGGCAAUUUUAAGUGAAUAAAUAAACAUUACAUUUUUUAUUUAGUAUAGUUUUAAAAUUGUUUUUUAAACAGUCGAAAGUAAUUUUGAUUGAUUCUUAGUCCUAUUUAGCUAUAUCGAAAUCAUUUUGAUUGUCAUUAUAACUUUGAAAGAAUGUCUGUUUACACACUCGAAGCCAUUUUAAUUUAAUAAAUCAGUGUAAUAGUUG